Molecule: messenger RNA, 2823 nt
Organism: Amoebophrya sp. A25
Lineage: Eukaryota; Dinophyceae; Syndiniales; Amoebophryaceae
Source: the annotation of a GenBank genome assembly
UUAAUUCAUUUCAAUGAAUACCUCCUGGCCUAAUCCUCUUUUGCAUUGGUUCCUUUCGACAUUCAUAUUAAACAGAGUAGAAGUAUCAUUUGUAAGAAGAUAUCAUUCUGAAUAGUGUUACAUUUUCAGUGUCGUGCAUGUGGUCAAAAGCAAUACCUCUACUUAGGCACAUACAUACAUACAUGGAUGAAAAUUAGUUUUUAUGUAUACAGUUACAGAUGACUGAGUCGUCGUGAUCAUCCCUAUGUACUCAAGGGAGUACUUAGUUGUUUAUAUAGUUGAUACUUAGGUGAUGACAGACAACUGAUGAUUGAGUAUAUGCUGGAUUGGCAGCACUAUCUUUCUCCAGCACACUAAUGAAGAACUGUACCAGCUGUACCUUCAUAUUUUUUUAGAAUAUGAAUACAUUUAUGAACUAAUGUUGACAGCAGAGGAACCGCUUGACGCGGUGUGGGUCACGAUUUUGGAUGUUGGCACUGUAUUUUCUUCUGUUUUUCUUCACUUUUCACCGGCAGUCUCCUUACUAAUCCCAGCUGUUUACCGGAAAUGGCGUCUGCGAAACAGCAUAAACAGCGGCUCUCCCACAAAACAAGCGAGAACAAGAACAUCAUCCACGGUAUGUGUAGAGGACUUGCAACUACCUGAUCAACUAUCCCAACAAGAACCGGGAACAAGUAGUACUAUAUUAACGUCGACAAGUAGUAGAACUAAAGAAGAUAUUAUAACAAGUAGUACGUCGAGCAGCACAAGAACAGGAGCUAGUAGUACUUCUGUCGGUUUUUCGUCGGAGGAUAGGAAAGAGCAGGAGGAGGUGAUAAUAAAGAACUCGUUGUACGGUUCGGAAGCUGAUGAAGAGCACCACGGGGACGCUCUUAAAACUCGUCGCUUUUAUCAGGAACAAGAAGCCGAGCGAAUAUCGAUAGUCACAACAUCUUCAUGGUCGCACAGAAGUCGCAAUCACAGAAGUCGCAACUACUACGUGGAAGAUACAUCAAGCCCGCCUGAGCGUACUAGCUACAAGAACAGCACGGCUCCUCUACAUGAACAUGACUACCAGUCAGUUCUCUUGUCAUCGCCCGACAACUCCCCAACGAAAACGAAUGUUCCUGGAUCUCCUUCAUUAGGAGUGUCUGCUCCUGCUGUAAUAAUAGAAAAUAUUAUCGCCACCACCAGCCGGAAGAUGAAGAGGAACCGCAGCGACCAGGAGGACGAACAUGGUGAGAACAAGGAGGAGGACGAUGAACACGGUGAGAAGGAGAACAAGGAGGAGGAGGACUUUGAAGAAAACGAUCAAGAUCGGGAACUUCAAGAAGAGAACACUAGUACCUUGCUUCCCACCGAUCUUCCGCCACUUCCGAUCGUGUCUCAAAUCCCGUGUGUCGCAGUUUGGAUGCUCUGGGCAAAUUCAAAAAAAAAUGAAGUCUACUUUUUCAGCUGCGCGAUCGUUGUCGCAGCGGCUGCACUCAACGCGGCUCUUUAUUUAAGGCUCAGCUUUCAAUGGUCAUUGGGCUUGGUCACUGAGAUCGAAGAAGCAACCCCGCCUUUAGAGAACAGGGGAAAAGGAAGGGAAAGGGGAGAGCUUUGGAGGGGGUCUCUUCCGUUCAGCAUCAGUGACCAUUGAGUGCUGAGCUUUAAUUUAUCCUAUGGUAUACGAUGGAGAGAGGUAUCGUGGCCAGCUGCUCCUGUUGUCCGGCUCGGCUCUUGCGUGUCUCAUUCUUUGCGUCUAUUUUCUGCAUGAUGAUGUUGCUGGCAGUGCUCUGUUCGCUGGCCUCUUGGGUUUUCCGUAUUACACAAGUGCCCUCUCCGGGAUGUACACUGGAUUUAGUGAGAAUAAACCAGACGCCCUAGGCAGCCUGACGAUGAAUGUUGCGGCCGUCUGCUGUUGUUCAAGUUGGAUGCUUCAGGGAUACUUCGUUUUAAGGCUCAACUUUUAUUGGUCAUCGAGGUUGUGGUUGGUCACUGAGGUUGGUCACGCGGAAGAGGAGACCCGCCCCCUUGAGACAACAGGGGAAAACUACUAAGGGAAAAAGGGGGAAGCCAUCUGUAAGGGGCCGCGUCCCUUCAGCAUCAGUGACCACUGACUGCCGACCUUUAAUCGUUGCGCAUCAGAUGGAAAUCGUUGUGGCGCAAAUGUCAUACGCCAUCAUCAACUCUCUGGCCUUGUUCUUGAAUAUCUACCUGCGGUUGCGAGUUGGCGUUCCAUUGUGUCAUUCGAAAAUUUGCUGUGGCCGUCGUCACAAACAGCUUCAAGAAGAGUCUUGCUCCCGUUGUCGAAUUUGCUUUUAGUACGAUUAUGGCUCCUUCCGGAGGUCUCCCAUUUCAUUGAGAAGCAUCUUGGACCUCCGUUUUGUAGGGUGGAACCGGGUCCAAGAUGACUUUUGGAAAGGUCUAAUACGAGCAGCAGCCAUCGUCGUGGCAACGAGAACGUCAAGUUGUGCAAGAACAAGACACGAAAAAAUACUAUAAAUAUGUUGCUUCGAUGAAGAAGGGAAAAACUUCAAGAAAUGUUGAAUCACUUAUUACUUGUUGACGAGUGAUCUUGGUAGUAUCCGGGCGACUACGGGCCACAGUUCCUGCGGGGAGGAGUACAUACUACGUUUUUUUAAGUGUACUUACAGUAGUCUGUCUGUCUCCUGCGCUUGAUUUCGAUUUGGGUGGCGACGUGGUGGUGACACUCCAAAAAUAAAAAUUUGGCGCUUAUUAUUGAACAAAAGUACGCACAGUGCGUUGGUUGCACUAGAAGUUGUACAGGGUAAAGAUAUUAUAAUCAAGUUCCCGAUCCCGUCCCUCUGAGGCUACGCACGUCCGCUCGAGUAUGCAUCC